Molecule: messenger RNA, 575 nt
Organism: Ceratosolen solmsi marchali
Lineage: Eukaryota; Metazoa; Arthropoda; Insecta; Hymenoptera; Agaonidae
Exons: 3
Coding region: 67-513 (148 amino acids)
Source: RefSeq, a predicted model, not a curated record
AAUAGCAACAAUAGUGAUGAAAAUUUCAGGAACAAUUGGCUAAUAAGCUUUUUCUUUUGUUUUCUCAUGUUCUCGUGUACUGGCCAUGCUACUGGCAGUAACAGUUCACUUUUCAGAAAUGCCACGUCGUCCGAGGACCUCCACAACCGCCUGGCGGGUUUAAAAAUGGAGGUGACUUCGCGCACCUCGGAAAUCUCCACUCAGAAUCAGUCGGUUGUCGUGAAGACAACGACGGUGAUAUCGCAGCAGGCGUCGACUAAUGGUAUCACCACCAACGGCGAUGUCGAGACGCAAAAUUUGCAGCAAAACGCAUCCGAAAAUGUCAACAGCACCACAUUAGAGAGAGAGAUUCGCAGUGGCACUGAAACAACAACGACACUUGCCACCAUCACGUUACCCCCCAACGUCGAGAUUAGCGUUGCAGAUUUAGCAAAUUUAGAAGUGACAACUACAACGGUCACCACUGAAAAAUCAAAGGCUCCAUUAGCCAGACCUGAAGAGGUUGGAUCAUAAAAAAAUUAUUUAUAAGCCAAUCAUUAAUGAAGACAAUUUAUCAAUAGCCCUAGUUAAGAAAA